Molecule: messenger RNA, 1763 nt
Organism: Mirounga angustirostris (Northern elephant seal)
Lineage: Eukaryota; Metazoa; Chordata; Mammalia; Carnivora; Phocidae
Gene: TXLNG
Product: taxilin gamma
Exons: 11
Coding region: 59-1726 (555 amino acids)
Biological process (GO): regulation of cell cycle
Molecular function (GO): syntaxin binding
Source: RefSeq, a predicted model, not a curated record
GCCCUGAAAGAUUCCGUGCCCCUUGUCGGGCCGCUUGUUUGGCUGCUGCCGUCACCUCAUGGCGACGCGGGUAGAGGAGGUAGCGCGGGGAAGAGGCGGCGGCGCCGAAGAGGCUAUUGAGGCCGGACGGGGCGGACGGCGACGCAGCCCGCGGCAAAAGUUUGUGAUUGGCACAAUGGAAGAAGCUGGAAUGUGUGGGUUAGGGGUGAAGACAGAUAUGUUACACAACUCUCAAUCAAAUGAUAUUCUUCAACAUCAAGACUCAAAUUGUGGUGGUACAAGUAACAAGCAUUCAUUGGAAGAAGAUGAAGGCAGUGAUUUUAUUAGAAAGAACAGGAGUUUGAUGAGCCCAGCAUACUGCACACAAGAGUCAAGAGAGGAAAUUCCUGGGCGAGAAGCUCGAAUAGAUCCGCCUGACGGUCAGCAGGAUUCAGAAUGCAACAGGAACAAAGAGAAAACUUUAGGAAAAGAAGUUUUAUUAUUGAUGCAAGCCCUAAACACCCUUUCAACUCCAGAAGAGAAGCUGGCAGCUCUCUGUAAGAAAUAUGCUGAUCUCCUGGAGGAAAGCAGGAAUGUUCAGAAGCAAAUGAAGAUUCUGCAGAAGAAACAAGCCCAAAUUGUGAAAGAGAAAGUUCACUUGCAGAGUGAACACAGCAAGGCUAUCUUGGCAAGAAGCAAACUAGAGUCUCUUUGCAGGGAACUUCAGCGUCACAAUAAGACAUUAAAGGAAGAAAAUAUGCAGCAGGCACGAGAGGAGGAAGAAAGACGUAAAGAAGCCACUGCACACUUCCAAAUCACUUUAAAUGAAAUCCAGGCACAGCUGGAACAACAUGACAUACACAAUGCCAAACUCCGCCAGGAAAACAUUGAGCUGGGAGAGAAGCUGAAGAAGCUCAUUGAACAGUAUGCACUGAGAGAGGAGCAUAUUGAUAAAGUGUUCAAACAUAAGGAAUUACAGCAACAACUUGUGGAUGCCAAGCUUCAACAGACGACACAGCUAAUAAAAGAAGCUGAUGAAAAACAUCAAAGAGAGAGAGAGUUUUUAUUAAAAGAAGCAACAGAAUCGAGGCACAAAUAUGAACAAAUGAAACAGCAAGAAGUACAACUAAAACAGCAGCUUUCUCUUUAUAUGGAUAAGUUUGAAGAAUUCCAGACUACCAUGGCAAAAAGCAACGAACUGUUUACGACCUUCCGGCAGGAGAUGGAAAAGAUGACAAAGAAAAUUAAAAAGCUGGAAAAAGAAACCAUAAUAUGGCGUACCAAAUGGGAAAACAACAACAAAGCACUUCUGCAAAUGGCUGAAGAGAAAACUGUCCGUGAUAAAGAGUACAAGGCCUUUCAAAUCAAACUGGACCGGUUAGAGAAGCUGUGCCGGGCUCUUCAAACCGAGAGGAACGAGCUCAACGAGAGGGUGGAAGUCUUGAAGGAGCAGGUCUUGGGGAGAGCUGCCGGUGACCAUCUAGCGCUGCCUGGGACACAGCCCUGCACUGGCCUGGUGGCCCCCAGGGAGCCGAACACUGCUUCUACAGGUGCCCCGGGAGGCCCCCUGGAGGCCAUGCCCAGGGCCUCAAAGGAGAAAGCAGCUGUGUCCGCAGGCGCCGCGCCAGAACAAAGACUCUUCAGGAAGGUACUUGAAAGUUGCUUUAAUACUUGGCUUAUGAAACUGGGGUCAGCAAACUACUCUCUACUUUAUGAAUUACAUCAUCUGUCAGAUCAGCGUACUUAAGCCGUUUCUGGUCCCUGGACUCAGAGUUACCUUAAAU